AUGUCGUCGUCGUCAUUGCCGUCGACGGAGCGAUUGUCGAGAUUGAUGGCGUCGAAACAUCGCCGACGCGAGAGCAGCGGAAGUGCGCCGAAAUCGGAUGCAAAUGCGGCGGCGGGCGUCGGCGAAUGGGCGGCGCGAGUUGGCGGCCAACGCGAGAACCGGCGUGUUUCAUUUCCGAGUAUUUGUUCGUUGAGCCCGACGGCGACCGUCACCAUCACCAUCAGCUCGCUGACACCGCUGCCGGCGUCGUCGUCAUCGUCAUCAGCGGAGAUGCCGAGCGACACGAAAUCGAUUGGAUCGGAAACGUCGUCGACGACGGCCACCGCCUCAAAUUUGUCGGGAUGGCUGACGCGAAAACUCAAAGCGCUUCAGGACGAUGGCAAAGUGAUGGGCAUUCUGACGAGGACGCUAUCGCGAGCCACCAGUCGGAAGAGCAAGCCGAUUCGUGCGAUCGCGACGAAUCGCCAACGCGCGCCGAUUCGCUGUUCGUCGGAAUCGGGCCUUUUCGAGAUAUUCAAGAAGAUCGCCGUCCAGAGUUCGUAUCGAGAGGAAUGCCGAUCGAUUAUUGAUCGAUACGGUCUGAUUGUCGACAACGCCAAUGACGAGGUUCUCAUGCGGAUUGUUGAAGGCGCCGGAAUGCUUGAAGAGGAUUUGUGUCUUGUCUCGCCGAGUGUUUGGCAGAAUCUCGCGAAAUCGCAGCCGCCGCCGCCGCAAAAUGAUAAUAUUGAUUUCAUCGAUGCCGAAGAUGAAUCAAGCAUGUGCCUUCCCGACCAUAUUUCCCGCCUGAACUCGCCGUCGUCGGAUUCUUCGGAAUUGAUCGCGACUAUUCCGUCGUCGAGUUGCACACUUCAGUCGCAGCUCGACAAAAUCUAUGGAAAAUAUGAUUUGUUUGCGAAAGAAGAAUAUCAAUCGUGGCACGAGAAAUAUCGGCAUAGUACGUUGUCGACGAAGCAGGUCAAAAAGCAGGAUGCCAUUUAUGAAUUGUACUUGAUGGAAAAACGUCAUUGCGCGAACAUUGCAUUUCUGCUUCAUGGAUACCGAAAACGGUUGAUCGAGGAGAAUGUGGUCAGCAAGCAGGAGAUUGAUAUAUUGAUACCCGAUGUUCUCGAUCCGCUCCUCAUAUUCCAUUUGAAUCUGCUCGAGCAGAUCACCGAGCGAAUGAAGCUGAAUAUUGAAGUGGACACGAUUUCGGAUAUCAUUUGCGAGGAGCUCGACAUUGACGCUGGACGACACACGAAGCUCUGCUGCGACGCUUACACCGAUUUCGGUGUCGCCAAAGAGCGAUCCGAUCAGCUUUAUCAUCAUCUGAUGAGCAAAAGCUCGAAGUUUGCCGAAUUUUUUAGGCGAACCUAUGCGGACGAGCCGUUGUACAAAAUUUAUGACUUCAAGCCGAUGCUCACGAAGAUCAUUGGACGAGCCACGAAGUAUUCGUUGCUUCUCGAGACGAUCCUCAAGAAUGAGCAGCCAUUCAGCGCUCAACACGAUAUGACGGUUAAGGCGCUCGAUACUGCUCGCCGAUUCGCGCACAAAAUCGAUGAGAACCUGCAGAUUGCGCACAUGUCUCGACGAUGGGACGAGAUUCGCGUUCAGAUUGAACCGUCGUCGCACACCAAUUUGUAUGUCGCCGAUCCGCUGAUGCCCCAUCAACUCAUUCAACAUCAUUUUGAUAUUGAGUCGAUCAACGCGGUGCCGAAUCGCCGACUCGUCCACAUCGGCGAAGCUUUCAUUAAGCAGCCGAAUGUGUCGAAUGGGACCCACUCGUCGGGAAAAUCGGACAUGAUUCCGAUCACGCUUGUCCUGUUCGAUGACAUCAUCGUGAUCCUCUACCGAAAGGGCAAUCGAUUGCACUUUGUCCAGGACCAGGGUGUGCUUCCCGUCAAAUCGUUGCUCACGCGGCCGUCGGCGCGCGGCAACUCGAUAAUGCUGAUAUCCGGCGGCAAACCGGUGCUGUUCGAGAUCUCGUUCUCGUCGUCGUCGGAACGCAAAAAAUGGGUGCUGUUUCUGGAGGAGGCGCCCAAAAAGGUGCCGCCCGAAGGUGUUCGAUUGUCGCAGACGAACGAGGAGGAGCUCAUCAAACAGAGAUCGAUUAUGCAGUUUGAGAAUGAGAAUCGUUGGUUGGCGCGACUUGAGGAGCUGUUCAAAUCUCGAAUUUCGGAAGAGGAGACGUUGAGCAACUACCUCGAGACGCGACUUCAAUUCUUCGAUCAGGUUCGAGCCCACAUGGCCGAGAUGCCGUUCAAAUCGCGCCACGACAUUUCGGAUCGAAUUCGCGAGGCGGUGCGCGCGCGAUUCCGCGAGUUGCGACGCGCGCGAACGAUGCCGCUGAAUCGGCUGAUUGAUCGGAUGAGCGAAUCGCGCGACUCCGACUUGUGGUCGUUUUUUGAUGACAAAGCGGAUGCGGCCGACAUACUCGAACGAUCCAGUGAGAUGUCGGACGACUCGUCGAGUUCCGGCGAAUCGGCGGCGGUCGGAGCGGCGCGAUCCAAACCGCGACGCAUUCAGACGUUUCAUGGAACUUCGCAGGAAGGAGGCGUUGCCGAUCCGAAGAACAACAUUCGACGACAUACCACUGUUCCCCGAAUGAAUAGCGAUGCUGGAUCGACGACUACCGAUCGGGCGACGAUCGACGAUGAUGAUGACGAUGGUCCGUCGAGAGGACGCGGCGAAUCGCAAAUUGAUCGGAAACAGUAUGAGGAGAUGAUGGCCAAAUUGCCGUUGCGACAGAGCUUGAAAGCUCGUCGAUCAUCGACGAAAUUGAUCAAGGAGGUGAUCGCGUUGCGCAAAGAGAAUCAUCUACUUCGAAGCGACAACGCGUUGACGAAAUCGCGAUGUGCGCUUCUCGAACGAUCGCGAGGCUCGCCGGCUGUCGGCGGUUCGCUGAGCUCGACGGCGUCGACGGUCGAUGAGUCGAUGGAGAUGUUGAGGAAGAAGGAGAAGGAGAUUCGAGAGCUUCAGCGUCGAUUGGCCCUUGAGAAUGAUGAGAUGAUCGAGAGGAGAAAGGUAUUAGAGGCUCAGGAGCUUGAGAUCCAAUCGAAAUGGGCGGCACUUAAUCAGCGGACGAAUGAAACGACGCCGAAUAUUCGAUCGCACGUGACGUCGCCAUCAUAUCGAUCGGGUCAAACUCCAACAUUCCAAAGCACUGAAUGGUCGCCAGUUUUGACAAGUCUUGCCGUGAAAACCGAAACCAAGAAAACGAAAAAGAAUUGA
Messenger RNA from Caenorhabditis bovis, 3207 nucleotides. NCBI's taxonomy places the organism in Eukaryota, Metazoa, Nematoda, Chromadorea, Rhabditida, Rhabditidae. The record is from the annotation of a GenBank genome assembly.